GGGCCAGACCUCGUGUUCCCCACAGUCUGUGCUGGACGGGACGAUGACCAGGGCACAAUACGAGAAGACCUCAUGCAUGGUCCAUCGGCAGGCUGCCUUAAGGAACGGUCGCCCCGGCCUGACCUUCAAAGGUUUGCCAUGCUCCCAGUUUCUUAUCUCGACGUCGAGCUUUGCUUUGCUUUUAGACACUGCAAAGCCGCACCUUUGUUGUCCGCGAUCACCGCCAGCAUCUCGCCACCAUGUCUCAGCCAGCCAUGAUGCAGCCCAUCGAGGAGGAAGCCCAGCCUGCCCAGCACAGGGACGACUUUCGUGACGAUGCCGCCGAAGAGAACCAGCCGUACCCUGGAUUGUUCUCCCAGGACACCAUGCCUGCCAUUAUCGAAUCAUUGGUGAUCGACGAUGUCGUUUCUGACGACGGAAAACAAACAAGCCCAGACCAAACGGGAGCAGCAAACGAAUAUCGAGGCCAUCGACGACAGCAAUCCUCCGCGAGCAGCCAGAGCAAGAUUAUGACGGCCCAGGAAUUUGAGAUGUACCGACGGGCGAAGAUGAUGCACCAGCACGAACUGGACGACGAAAGCGAUUACUCGCAAGACGAUAACGAACUUGACGACGUGGACGAAAGGAAAACGAAACAAGAGGCGUUCCAACACAGGGAUCGCCAACAAGCGUACAUCGCUGAGCAGCGGUACAACAGGCGAAAAGUAUCAGGGGGUGGAGGUGUCGGGCAGCCAGACACGGGGGCUCGCCCCGAGUCACCGGCCGUCGCAGAUGCAUCGGUCGAGACAUGGCUGUCGGCGUGUUCCAAGCGGCAGUCGAGCAGCAGCGACAAGACGCUUGCCGACCAGGUCCAUGCUGCGGCAGCGGAUCAAGAUGAUGAGGAUGUCCCCGUCGCCUUGCUCCUAAAAGCAAGAGGCGCCAAGAAAAACGAGGGACACGAAAAGGAAAGGAGCCCGCAGAAUACGCUUCGUCCCCCGAGGCCACACACUCGAACAUCGAGCCGACAACUCGCCACGCCCUCGCCGCCGCAACCGCGAGCUCCCACGCGGUCUGUCACGCCAUCCCCAGGGCUCGCCGCGACGGGCCAUCACUACGGCCACACGAUGCACAUGAACAACUCGUCGCAAAUCUCCUUGCAACGACCUUCCAUGCCGAGGCCGCACACAUCCGGCGGGCUGGUCAGUCGGAUCGAAACCCUCGAGAGCCCAAGUCCCUGGAACAAGCGCCGUACUGAACCAGACCCCUGGCUGAGCGCUCCUUUGAACCCACGCCGGUUCUAUGGUAGGGAGACGACUCCGCCGCCGCAGCAGUACCCCAUGAUGAUGGGGAAUCAAUUCUUCCCGAUGCAAGUCGCGCAGCCGCAGUAUCCUGUUAUGAUGGGUGGACAAUUUCCUCCGCCCCAGAUGCAGCAGCAGCAGCAGCAGCAGUAUCCGAUGAUGAUGAUGGGUGGACAGUUCAUGGCGCCACAAUAUCAGCAGCGACCACUUUAUUAGACACCAUGGCCUGGUCAAGUAGAAACUUUGUAAUCUCUAGCGUCUACGCAAUCUAAUCUUCAUUUCGGCUG
Verticillium dahliae VdLs.17 is the source of this 1564-nucleotide messenger RNA. RefSeq lists its product as uncharacterized. The transcript has 3 exons. The record is from RefSeq and is a predicted model, not a curated record. Lineage: Eukaryota; Fungi; Ascomycota; Sordariomycetes; Glomerellales; Plectosphaerellaceae. The coding region runs from base 240 to 1493 and encodes 417 amino acids.